Molecule: messenger RNA, 1693 nt
Organism: Portunus trituberculatus (swimming crab)
Lineage: Eukaryota; Metazoa; Arthropoda; Malacostraca; Decapoda; Portunidae
Gene: Bdbt
Product: tetratricopeptide repeat protein 9C-like
Exons: 5
Coding region: 262-870 (202 amino acids)
Molecular function (GO): protein binding
Source: RefSeq, a predicted model, not a curated record
CGUCUAUAUACUAACUCUUUUAUUUCCUCAGCUUCUUGUGUUUGGAAAGUCAUUGAACAAGCCCUACAGUGUCCUGCGGGAAGGUUUGCGCAGUGUUGGGCACCCCGCGCCGGAAUGUCACUGCGCAGAGAUUGGACUCGACAAAAACAAGUGAUUAAGGUGAGAUGACAUUACUACCUACUUUGUUAUUCACGCGGCAGGCAGGAAUGCAUGCAUGGCUUGUAGAUAAACAUGAAGAGGAUGACACAGCGUUCGUAAAUAAUGAACUAUAAAGGGAGUAAAGCAUCGAGAGAGCAAGUGAUGGCAGCUGUGGAAAGCUGUGCGGUGGAGGCGGUAGUGAAAGAGAAGCUGAGCCAGGCAAGGGAGUUCAAGGAGAAAGGUAAUGAGCACUUCAAGCAGCAGCAAAUCAAGAAGGCCAUAAAGAGUUAUCAUAGUGGACUGCUGUACAUUAAGGGGAUCAACCAGGACCUCAACCCUAACAAACUGCUUGGCCCAGAUGAUCCACCUCCAACUAUCUCCAAGGAAACAAAGGCUGCAUUGGAGGUGGUAUCUGCUGACUUGCACAAUAACAUAGCAGCCUGUCUGCUGAAGCAGGAACCAGUGAGAUAUGAAAGGGUUGUUGAGUGCUGCCAGGAGGUGACAACACUGCAGCCAAGCAAUGUGAAGGGUUGGUACCGCCUUGGCCUGGCCUAUCACAACCUGCGGGACUUUGAUGCUGCCAAGGCUGCACUGAAGGAGGCAAACCAGAUAGCAGAGGGUCAAGACAUGGCUGUGAGGAAAUUGAUGGUGGCAGUGGACCAGGAACUCAAGAAGGAGAAUAAAAAGUUUAAUGAUAUGUUCAAGAACAGCCUACUAGCAAAGAAAACGUGAUACUUCCUUGAUGUAGUUGUUGUAUGGAAGCCUCUCCUUGUCUUAUUUUUGUGGUGUUGGGUCUUUUCCUUCAUUUCUUUAGUUCACACUGAUGGGAAGCAGUGCCCAACAUCAGCUGACCUUGGCACGGAUCACAAACUGACUGAGUAGUGAGUUGAAGCUUGCAAUUAUGAUCACCAGUGUUCAGUUGUGUGCAGUUUUGAUCAUUGAUGUAUCAUUAACAUCACCAUUGUUAGUGUGAAUUGCAUUGCAUCAGUAUUAAAAUUUACCCAUUCUUAUGUCAUGAGAAAAGGAGUUGGCAGUGGACUGGAGAAUAUUCAUUGUAAUGUCUGGAUUGUGGCUUCAUGAUUGCAGUUAAAACAAAUGUAAAUUAAUUUGUUACAGUUUAAUAACUUUAUGCUGAAUGUUUAUGGGGUGAGGCAGUUGCUGUUUUUGUGUGUGUGUGUGUGUGUGGGUGUGAGUGUGGGUGUGGGUGUGAGUGUGGGUGUGGGUGUGGGUGUGUGUGUGAGAGGGCGGUGAUUAGGUGUGUCUUGCAGUCUUAGCUUUCAGCUUGACUGGGGCACAAAUGUAAAAAUGAAAUAAACUAUUUUUUUGGUAAUUAUUUGACAGGAUAUAUACAUACAUGUAAAUGUAUUAAUACUUCUUUGCCAAGAAUGGCCUUAUGUAUUAAUUUCUUAAAAUCCAUACAAACCACUAUAAUGAUUUACUUUAUAAAUUUAUCAUACAAACUACUAUAAUAAUUUAUAAAUUUAUCAAAGAAAUUACAGCAUGUCUACUUAAAUAGAACUGUACAAAAUUAUUGAAUAAAUCAAAGCAUGCUCGA